Molecule: messenger RNA, 1802 nt
Organism: Arvicola amphibius (Eurasian water vole)
Lineage: Eukaryota; Metazoa; Chordata; Mammalia; Rodentia; Cricetidae
Product: ATP-dependent RNA helicase DDX19B-like
Biological process (GO): poly(A)+ mRNA export from nucleus
Cellular component (GO): cytoplasmic stress granule; nucleus
Molecular function (GO): RNA binding; ATP binding; RNA helicase activity
Source: RefSeq, a predicted model, not a curated record
CCGCAGUGAAUGAUUUCCCCCGGGGCGGAGCUGGACCUUGCCGCGACCCACCUGAGCCCGUGGUUGCACCGCCCGGGCGGGCGAGCCUGCCAACACUGCCCCGGCACGGGGGACCAUGGCCACGGAUUCCUGGGCCCUAGCGGUGGAUGAGCAGGAAGCCGCGGCUGAGUCGUUGAGCAACUUGCAUCUUAAGGAAGAAAAAAUCAAACCAGAUGCCAAUGGUGCUGUUAAAACCAAUGCUCAUACAGAGAAAACAGACGAAGAAGAGAAAGAGGACAGAGCUGCUCAGUCUUUACUCAACAAGCUGAUCAGAAGCAAUCUUGUGGAUAACACCAACCAAGUAGAAGUCCUGCAGAGGGACCCAAGCUCGCCCUCUCUACUCAGUGAAGUCUUCGAAGAGCUUCGUCUGAAACCACAGCUUCUCCAGGGAGUCUAUGCAAUGGGUUUCAACCGCCCAUCCAAAAUACAAGAGAAUGCAUUGCCUUUGAUGCUUGCUGAACCACCACAGAACUUAAUUGCCCAGUCUCAGUCUGGUACUGGUAAAACAGCUGCCUUUGUGUUGGCCAUGCUUAGCCAAGUAGAGCCAGCAAACAGAUAUCCACAGUGUCUCUGCCUCUCUCCAACCUAUGAGCUUGCUCUUCAAACAGGAAAGGUGAUUGAACAUGGCAAGUUUUACCCUGAAUUGAAGCUAGCUUAUGCUGUUCGAGGCAAUAAAUUGGACAGAGGUCAGAAGGUCAGUGAGCAGAUUGUCAUUGGCACCCCCGGGACUGUCCUGGACUGGUGCUCCAAGCUGAAGUUCAUUGACCCCAAGAAGAUCAAGGUAUUUGUUCUGGACGAGGCUGACGUGAUGAUAGCAACUCAAGGCCACCAAGACCAGAGCAUCCGCAUCCAGAGGAUGCUCUGAUGCUGGCCCCCAGAACACUGCCAGAUGCUGCUCUUCUCUGCCACCUUUGAUGAUACAGUGUGGACGUUUGCCCAGAAGGUGGUCCCCAGACCCCAAACAUCAUCAAACUUAAGCGUGAAGGAGGAGACUUUGGACACCAUCAAACAGUAUUAUGUCGUUUGCAAUAACAGAGAGGAGAAGUUCCAGGCCCUGUGCAACCUGUACGGGGCCAUCACCAUCGCCCAAGCCAUGAUCUUCUGCCAUACCCGCAAAACAGCUAGCUGGCUGGCAGCUGAGCUCUCCAAGGAGGGCCACCAGGUGGCUCUGCUGAGUGGGGAGAUGAUGGUGGAGCAGAGGGCAGCUGUGAUUGAGCGCUUCCGAGAAGGCAAAGAGAAGGUCCUGGUGACCACCAACGUGUGUGCCCGUGGUAUUGAUGUUGAACAAGUGUCUGUCGUCAUCAAUUUUGACCUUCCUGUGGACAAGGAUGGGAACCCGGACAAUGAGACCUACCUGCACCGCAUCGGGCGCACGGGCCGCUUUGGCAAGAGGGGUCUGGCUGUCAACAUGGUUGACAGCAAGCACAGCAUGAAUAUCCUCAACAGAAUCCAGGAGCAUUUUAAUAAGAAGAUAGAAAGACUGGACACAGACGAUUUGGAUGAGAUCGAGAAAAUAGCCAACUGAGCAGCUUCACCAGCAACUGGCGCCACCCUCAGCACUGUCCCUGCCUGGGAGCGUGGAGCUUUCAUGGCAUAGGCCUUGACAGGCACCUCCAAGACCAAGGCCUGAGUAGAGACUACCUACCUCAUUCAGAAUUACGUUUGGACUUGACAGAAAUUUGUGCAAAUGAUGGGGGAUGGUAGAAAAUUUGUUUACACAACUUUGGAAGAUUAGGCAUGAAUACACAGAAAUUUACCUUUUA